Messenger RNA from Myripristis murdjan (pinecone soldierfish), 1368 nucleotides. Its product is annotated as alpha-1,3-galactosyltransferase 2-like. Bases 243 to 1259 code for a protein of 338 amino acids. The record is from RefSeq and is a predicted model, not a curated record. Gene Ontology annotation, molecular function: hexosyltransferase activity. NCBI's taxonomy places the organism in Eukaryota, Metazoa, Chordata, Actinopteri, Holocentriformes, Holocentridae. The transcript is spliced from 7 exons. Gene Ontology annotation, cellular component: Golgi apparatus; vesicle; membrane. Gene Ontology annotation, biological process: carbohydrate metabolic process.
CUGUACUGAAGUGUGUGUGUGUGUGUGUGUGUGUGUGUGUGUGUGUCAUCAGCAGAGGAACAGUGCUGGACGUGCUGUGGAUUCGUGAAGGACACGCUGAUCUCCAGGGCUCACUUCCCCUUUCCUGUGCUAAACAACCAGCUCCUGUAUUCGGUGUCAUUUUCCCAUGAGCUACACAGCAAUCUUCACUCCACCUCAAGAAUUCCCAGUCAAGAAGAUUCAGACGGCAGCAUCUGUCAGCCAUGAGUGGAUUCAUUUACAAGCCAAAGACUGUCAUGAAAUGGACUCUCUGCCUCCCUCUCCUGUUCUGCAUUGUCCAUUUCUCUUCCACCUCUUUCAAACUUUUAGUGGGGCUGAUCCCUAUGACCAAGUGCUCUGUGGCCCCCGGAGAGAAGCUGAAUCUAGACAACAGUGCAGAUGCCACCCUAGACCUUUGGUCCAGAGCUGAUGUUCAGACAUGCACAUCUUGGAACGCUCCAAUCAUCUGGGAUGGGAUGUUUGACCCAGACGUUUUUGACCAGAGGCACAAGCAAGACCAGUCGACUGUGGCUCUCACUGUGUUUGCUGUGGGCAGGUACCUGGAUGCUUACCUUGGGACUUUCCUCAACAGUUCAGAACAGUAUUUCAUGGUGGGUUUACCAGUGACGUUUUACGUGUUUACAGAUGUACCAGAGAAGGUACCAAACAUGAAACUUGCUCCUCAGCGAAGCUUGAAGGUCAUCAAAGUGGAAAGGCACUCCAGAUGGCAGGACAUUUCUAUGAUGCGCAUGAAGACGAUAUCAGAUGUCAUAGAAUCAGACAUUCGUCACCACAGCACUUACGUCUUCUGCUUUGAUGUGGACCAGGUGUUUACGGGGAGAUUUGGCUCUGAGGCUCUGGGGGAAUCUGUUGCUCUGCUCCACGCUCACUACUACCGCCUUCCAAAGUUUUUGUUUAGUUAUGACUAUAACCCCAAGUCCAGAGCCUACAUGGAGACUGGGGAUUUCUACUACCACGCUGCUGUGUUUGGAGGUACGUGGCAGAGUGUGAAGGCCAUGGCUGAUGCCUGCUACCAGAGCAUCAUGGAGGACAAGCAAAACAACGUGGAGGCUCUGUGGCACGAUGAGAGUCACCUCAACAAGUAUCUGUGGCUCCAUAAACCCAGCAGGGUGCUCUCUCCUGAGUACUGCUGGGACAGAAGUAUUGGCUACCGGAAAGACAUUCGGGUCACCCGCCUAAUAUGGGCACCCAAAAAUUAUGACACACUGCGGAUAUCAUAGUGUGGCUAAAGGAGCCACAAUGUGGGGAUUUUUUCUACUAAAGACUUAAAGUAUUGAAUUAAUAGCUUGAAGAGUAUGCAAUGUUAUAUGCGUCAUACUAUCAGGUUGC